Messenger RNA from Musa acuminata AAA Group (dessert banana), 1526 nucleotides. RefSeq names its product casein kinase II subunit beta-1. The transcript is spliced from 5 exons. Gene Ontology annotation, molecular function: protein kinase regulator activity. Lineage: Eukaryota; Viridiplantae; Streptophyta; Magnoliopsida; Zingiberales; Musaceae. Bases 251 to 1099 code for a protein of 282 amino acids. Gene Ontology annotation, cellular component: protein kinase CK2 complex; cytoplasm. The record is from RefSeq and is a predicted model, not a curated record.
CCCUCGUUCUAAUGCCCAAAACCCAAGCGAGGGCACAUCCCCUUCCGUUCGUCGCGGCUAGGGUUGGGGCCGAAGGAGGCGAUCGAGAUUGCUCCUCUUCUCCUCCGGCGGGGGAGUUAGUGCCCCCCUCCUUCUGUCCAUUUCCAAAGCUAUGUCUGCGUAGGGGUUUCGGAACGGUAAGCCGGUGUGACGGCUUUGUGGCGCUAUUAGACCUGAAAAGAUAGAUUAGUAGUCGGAGGCGAAGGUGGAGAUGUUGAAGACGGGUUCCACUCCUCGCGACAGAGCCGUGAGAUCCAACGCUAACCCUAACCCUAACCCCAGCACGGGCUCGGCAAUCGAGCCGAUCCCUAAGACUUCUUUAAUGGUUGCUUUAUCGAAUGCCGGCAGCAAAAGGCGGCCGGAGGGUGCCUCGUCCUCGAUGCAGCUUACGAGCAAGGAGGCCAAGCUGAAGAACAGCAAGCCAACUCCAGAACUAUCUGAAACUGGUAUUGAAGAAACAGAUCUUAGUACUUCAGAUGAAGAUGCUUCAUCAUGGAUAUCUUGGUUCUGUGGGUUGCGAGGUAAUGAGUUCCUCUGUGAAGUUGAUGAGGACUACAUACAAGAUGACUUCAACUUAUGCGGGCUACAAGCACAGAUCUCCUAUUAUGAUAAUGCCUUGGACAUGAUUUUGGACAAUGACUCGUUUAGUGGCGACAUUGAUGGUGAAGAAAAUAGUGAAAUUGAACCUGCUGCAGAGUUACUAUAUGGUCUUAUUCAUGGCCGUUAUGUUGUAACCACCAGAGGACUAAAUGCAAUGCAUGAAAAGUACAAGAAAGCAGACUUUGGCCGCUGUCCUCGAGUCUUUUGUGGGGGACAGCCAUGCUUGCCAGUGGGCAUAUCAGAUAUUCCCCACAGUGGAUCUGUAAGGAUCUAUUGCCCAAAAUGUGAUGACGUUUACUUUCCAAGAUGCAAAUACCAGAGUGAUAUGGAUGGUGCUUACAUUGGCACAACAUUUCCUCACCUUUAUUUGAUGACAUAUCCUUCAGCUAAAUCUGCAAUGACGGUCCAGCAUUAUGUGCCAAAGGUUUAUGGAUUCAAGUUGCAUAAGGGCUCUAAAUAAUUGCUCGAGAGAACAUGCAUCCCCAGUUUUAUUCUGACAGCAGGUUCAUCCUGCUCCUGAUAUGGUAUGUGAUCUGUUUUCCAUAAUGCUAAUCCAUUGGGAUUUCUUUUCAUGGUUUGUUGGACUGUUGGAAUCAUUGCAUGUGUUCUAAGAGGAUAAGAAAUGCUUACAUGUUCUCUCUUUCUCUCGGCCUCACAAUUUUUUUUCCUGUGGCCUCCGAUGUGUGUAUUGUUCUUAGACUGCCACCAUGUUGUACUCUACCUUAAUUGCAGAACGUGUUCUAUGUUUCUCUUCAUGUUGACGGGUUAGAUGUAGGCAUUAUGAUGUUAUAUGACCUCCCUUUGUCCUGUGAAGAGUCCAUCUUUGGGCCUUUUCUUGGCAUUGUAAAAGACAGGCAAUUGAAAUAUAUCAUGAUUUUUAUUCGUCA